GGUGGGCAGGGUGACGGGGGGGGGGUGGGCAUCGCUCCCCGGCACCCCGUGUCCCCGGCACCCCUGGGUGCCCCGUGCCACCCACAGCACGUGGCAGGAGCCGGGCACAGCGGGACCGACCGACGGCCGGGACCCUGCCCGCCCCGGGCACCCCGGCACGCGAUGUACCGCCCCGGCACGCCACGCACCGCCGAGCCCCUAACCAUUAACCCGGGCCCCCUCCUGCCCCCCCGGCCGCGCUCACCCGCAGCUCCGGCUCCUGCCCCGGCCAUGGCGGCGGUUGGCACCUCGGGGGGCUCCGGCCGCCCCCCGUCCCCAGCGAACCCCGGCAGCCCACCGGUGACGUCGUCUCCGCUGCAGCCCCUGCUCGAGCGGGCGGCCGCCAUCGAGGCGGAGCUGGCCCAGGGCACGGACAAGCCCUUCACCGAGGUCACCCGCUGCCAUUUCGGGGACGCGGUAGCCGCCGGCCACCAGCCCGCUGCCUUCCUCCGGCAGGUUGCCGCCAUCUGCGCGUACCCGGAGCUGCUGGGUGCCGAGUGCGUGCCGGCAGACGCCAAGCGCCGCGCGGGCCAGAUCCUGCGGCACCUGCAGGGCGGCAGCCCAGGGGCGUACAACCUGGAGUACGUGACCGACACCGUGGCCGAAAGCGUGGCCCGUUACCUGGAGCGAAGGGACGGCGGCAUCCCCAGCGACCCCCGCUGCGUCGUCCCCUGCGGUGGCACCGCGGCGGCCAUGGUGGUGAGCGCGGCACGGGGCCCGGCGGUGGCACCUCCACGGCCGUGGGAACACCGAGGACCCUCCAGCCGUCGCGGCUCUUCCCGGCAGGACGUCAUGUCGCUGUUGGUGGACGAGACGGCGGCGCAGCCGACGGGGGUGCUGGUGCCGGUGCCGGGCCCCCCGCUCCACGGGGCGGCGGCGAGGCUGGCGGGGGCCGUGGCCGUGCCGUACCCGCUGGCCGAGGAGCGGGGCUGGGCCGUGGACGGCGACGCGGUGCGGCGGGCGCUGGGGCGGGCGCGGGCGCGAUGCCUCCCCAAGGCGCUCUGCGUGGUCAACCCCGGGGACCCCACGGGGCACGUGCUGAGCCGGCAGAGCAUGGAGGACAUCAUCCGGCUGGCGGGCGAGGAGAACGUCCUGCUGCUGGCGGACGAGGUGCAGCAGGAACGAGCCUUCCUCCCCGACCGCCCCUUCCUCUCCUUCAAGCGGGUGCUGGGGGAGAUGGGUGCCCCGCUCGCCUCCACCGUCCAGCUCGUCUCCUUCUACUCCCUCUCCAAAAGUGUCGGGGGGGGCGGUUUCCGAGCAGGAUUCUUUGAGCUGGUGAACAUCGACCCGAGCGUCCUGAAGUGCUUCUACACGUGGGGGAUGUCGGUGUACCCCCCCAUCCUGGGGCAGGUGAUGCUGGACACGGCCAUGCAGCCCCCGCUGCCCAACGAUCCCUCCUACCCAGCCUUCCAGGAGCACACCCAGGGGCUGCGCCGUGACCUGGCCCACAACGCCCGCCUGGUGCAGGAGGUGCUGGGCCGGGCCCCCGGCAUCCGCUGCCGGCCCCUGCAUGGCGGCGCCCGCGCCUUCCCCCGCAUCCAGCUCCCGCCCCGCGCCCUGCGCCAGGCCCGGGCGCUGGGCCUGGAGCCCGAUGUCUUCUUCUGCCAGGAGCUGCUGGAGGCCACGGGGAUGGUGCUGGCCCCGGGGAGCGAGUUCGGGCAGCCAGAGGGCACCCACCACGUGGGGCUGUCCCUCCUGCUGCCGGCCGAGACGCUGGAGCGGGUGCUGCUUGCCCUCACCCGCUUCCACGCCGCCUUCCUGCGCCGCUUCUCCUGAUGUGGGGGGCCACCCCGGCCCCGUGUCCCCACCCUUGACCCCAUUAAAGCCCCCCCCCCCGAGAUCGCA
This is a messenger RNA of Grus americana (Whooping crane), 1884 nucleotides long. RefSeq names its product alanine aminotransferase 1-like. The record is from RefSeq and is a predicted model, not a curated record. Gene Ontology annotation, molecular function: pyridoxal phosphate binding; L-alanine:2-oxoglutarate transaminase activity. The transcript is spliced from 10 exons. Lineage: Eukaryota; Metazoa; Chordata; Aves; Gruiformes; Gruidae. The coding region runs from base 163 to 1815 and encodes 550 amino acids. Gene Ontology annotation, biological process: biosynthetic process.